Molecule: messenger RNA, 1813 nt
Organism: Vanrija pseudolonga
Lineage: Eukaryota; Fungi; Basidiomycota; Tremellomycetes; Trichosporonales; Trichosporonaceae
Product: Purine-cytosine permease fcyB
Exons: 10
Coding region: 6-1592 (528 amino acids)
Biological process (GO): transmembrane transport
Cellular component (GO): fungal-type vacuole membrane; plasma membrane
Molecular function (GO): transmembrane transporter activity
Source: RefSeq, a predicted model, not a curated record
CCACCAUGUCGUCUGAGAAGGUUGACCUCGAGCAGGGGGUGCAAACGCAGGAUCACGAGCGCGUCGAUGUCACUGCGCCUGUGGGCGACACUUCGGCGGAGCGCGAGGACGAGCUGCGGCACAAGAGCCCGCUGUUCAGAUUCCUUGAUAAGGCGUUCAGCAAUGGUGUCGAGGCGCGCGGAAUCGAGCGCGUACCGGAAGACGAGCGCUCGUCGAAGCAUGCUAUCGGUCUGCUUGUGUUCUGGUGGAGUGUAAACCUCGCCGUGUCGACCGUGCCAGUUGGCAUGCUCGCGCAAGCCUUUUUCACUCUCACUCUCCGCUCCGCCGUCAUCUGCAUCGUCGUCUUCAACAUCCUCGGCGCGGCGUGCGUGGGCUUCAUCGCCACGCUCGGCCCGCAGACAGGCAUGCGCACCAUGGUGAUCACGCGGUACAGCGUGGGGUAUGUCGGCGCAUCGAUUUUCAGCAUCUUCAACAUCCUCACGCAGCUCGGCUUCUCGUGCACGGCCGUCAUUCUUGGCGGACAGACACUCACCAAUGUGUCAAACAACAAGCUGCCGCUCGAGGCGAGCGUCGUCAUCGUCGGCGUCUUGGCGCUCGUGCUCUGCUUCUUCGGCUACAAUGCCAUGCACUACUGGGAGCGCUAUGCCUGGAUCAUCAUGUUCAUCUUCUACUGCUGCAUGUACGGCCUCGGCGGCAAGGCCGGCUUCCGCCCGCACCUGCAGGACAGCGAGCAGGCGACUGGCAAGGCUUAUUCCGGCUCGAUGCUCAGCUUUGGCGGCAUCAUCUUCAGCUCGGCGGCGGGCUGGGCACCCGUCGCGGCCGACUUCAACUCGCGCCUCCCCGUCAACUAUCCCAAGUGGAAGGUGUUCACCAUGUCGUGGUUCGGCAUCAUGAUCCCGCUCGUGUUUGUCGAGACGCUCGGCGCCGUGCUCAUGACUGUGCCGGAGUACGCUGCUGCCUUUGCUGAGGGCGACGCUGGCGGCGUCAUCAACGCAGUCUUCAAGCCGUGGGGCGGAGGCGGCAAGUUUAUCAUGGUCGUCUUCAGUUUCAGCAUCAUCUCAAACUGCAUCCCAAACACAUACUCGGCUGCCCUGUCGAUCCAGACGUUGAUGCCCUUGUUCCAAAAGGUGCCUAGGGCUAUUUGGACUGUCCUCGUGUUUGUCAUCUACACUGUCGCUGCCAUCGCUGGCCGGGAACACUUCAGCACGGUGCUGUCCAACUUCUUGGCCAUUCUCGGGUACUGGAUCGCGUUCUUUAUUGUCGUCGUCGCAGAGGAGCACUUCAUCUUCCGCCGUUUCGUCAUUCCUGGAGGAUAUGACCUGAACGUGGGUGACACGCGCGUGAGGCUAGCGCUCACAUUCCAGGCCUACCACGAUAUCAAGCGCCUCCCCAUUGGUAUUGCGGGCAUCUUUUCGUGUGCCGCGGGCGCCGGUUUGGCGGUCGUGUCAAUGGCGCAGACGUGGUACAUUGGCCCGUUGGCCGCCACGCUGGGCGAGUACGGUGGUGACUUGGGCUUUGAGAUGAGCGCCAUCACCACGGGUGUGCUUUACCCGCCGCUCCGGUACAUCGAGUACAGGAUGACUGGGCGGUAGUGGCAGCAGGCAGGCAGGGGGUUAGGUGUAGUUGUCGACGUCGAUCGCACUGUCGCAAGCGCGGCGCGCGUGACGCGUCAUGUCGUGGUGGUGGCACUUGAUCCCUGUGGGAUACGUCGAUAAUCCCACGGACGGCUCGCGUAGCGCGGCUGUAGCGUGCGGGAUAACCGCCGGGAUAAGGCUCCAUGCAGGCUCCAUGUGAAUGAGGAGUUGGCUGUGGA